CCCCUCUGAAGAGACCUCAGAGGUGCUUUGUGUGUGCCUCCAUCCGUAUGACUGCAGCAAGAGAUGAUGAAGGUCCAUGGCGUACUCCUCCUCCUCAUCUCCACAGCUGGGCUGGGCCUGUGCUACGAGGAUGAGACUCGCCUGGUGGAGCACCUGUUCAGUAACUACAACAAGGUGGUGCGGCCCGUGGAGGACCACCGCGACGCCGUCAUCGUCACCGUGGGGCUGCAGCUCAUCCAGCUCAUCAGCGUGGAUGAAGUAAAUCAGAUAGUGACAACCAACGUACGCCUGAAACAGCAAUGGACAGACGUCAACCUCAGAUGGAAUCCAGAUGACUACGGUGGUGUAAAAAAAAUCCGCAUCCCCUCCGAUGAUAUCUGGCGGCCAGACCUCGUUCUUUACAACAAUGCAGACGGUGAUUUUGCCAUUGUGAAAUACACCAAAGUCCUUCUGGAGUACACGGGUCUGAUCACCUGGACACCACCAGCUAUUUUUAAGAGUUACUGUGAAAUUAUAGUCACACACUUCCCAUUUGACCAGCAGAACUGCAGUAUGAAGCUAGGAACUUGGACAUAUGAUGGCACAGUGGUUGUUAUUAACCCGGUAAGCAAGGAUGAUCGCCCAGACCUGAGUAACUUCAUGGAGAGUGGGGAGUGGGUGAUGAAGGAUUACCGUGGCUGGAAGCACUGGGUUUACUACGCCUGCUGCCCUGACACCCCCUACCUGGACAUCACCUACCACUUCCUCAUGCAGCGCCUGCCUCUCUACUUCAUCGUCAACGUCAUCAUCCCCUGCCUGCUCUUCUCCUUUUUAACAGGGUUAGUUUUUUACUUACCCACAGAUUCAGGUGAGAAAAUGACUCUCAGCAUCUCCGUGCUGCUGUCUCUGACUGUGUUCCUGCUGGUCAUCGUGGAGCUGAUUCCCUCCACGUCCAGCGCAGUGCCUCUGAUCGGCAAGUACAUGCUGUUCACCAUGGUGUUUGUCAUCGCGUCCAUCAUCAUCACCGUCAUCGUCAUCAACACCCACCACCGCUCCCCCAGCACGCACACCAUGCCCCACUGGGUCAGGAAGAUCUUUAUUGACACAAUCCCAAACGUCAUGUUUUUCUCUACAAUGAAACGACCAGCAAGAGACAGACAAGACAAAAAUAUUUUUGCGGAAGAUAUUGAUAUUUCUGACAUUUCUGGGAAGUCAGGUUCUGUGCCUGUCAACUUCUACUCCCCGCUUACCAAAAAUCCAGAUGUGAAAAAUGCUAUAGAGGGAAUCAAAUACAUUGCAGAAACUAUGAAAUCGGAUCAAGAAGCCAGUAAUGCUGCAGAAGAAUGGAAGUUUGUUGCAAUGGUGCUUGAUCAUCUCCUCCUUGGCAUAUUUAUGCUAGUUUGUUUUAUAGGAACAUUAGCUGUAUUUGCCGGUCGCCUUAUUGAAUUAAAUCAGCAAGGAUGAGCAUCAGCUGGAAACUAUUUGCUACCCCGAACAUCUGAAAGCAUCAUGACCAUCAAAAUCUGGCCAGCCUCUGAAAAGUUCACUGACAGGAAUCAGUAACUGCUAGGAAAAGGCAGGGAUAAUAAAAUGUAAAGAUCCAUACUUAGCACUUCUGAGCUGCUGCUCAGUAGCAUUUAAUUACCAAAAAGAA
Prinia subflava (tawny-flanked prinia) is the source of this 1633-nucleotide messenger RNA. RefSeq names its product cholinergic receptor nicotinic alpha 1 subunit (gene CHRNA1). The transcript has 9 exons. Bases 64 to 1443 code for a protein of 459 amino acids. Gene Ontology annotation, cellular component: postsynaptic membrane; plasma membrane; neuron projection. The record is from RefSeq and is a predicted model, not a curated record. Lineage: Eukaryota; Metazoa; Chordata; Aves; Passeriformes; Cisticolidae. Gene Ontology annotation, biological process: nervous system process; chemical synaptic transmission; signal transduction. Gene Ontology annotation, molecular function: acetylcholine-gated monoatomic cation-selective channel activity; transmembrane signaling receptor activity.